AUCUUAAUUGGAUUUCUGAACGAAGCAACAAAUUUCAUCUGAUUGCUAUUUGCUGUCAAAUUAAAAGUUUGGUAUUUCUAUGGAAGAAGGUGGAGCGGAUAACUUAUAAUUCAUAAACAGACAAACAAUAUAAGAUUGUUUAUAAUGGAGGCUAAUAUUUCUGGGUCAUCUUCUACAUCUAGAGCCACACGGUUCAUGAUGGAAGGAGUCGGAGCGCGCGUAAUCAGAGGUCCAGAUUGGAAGUGGGGCAAACAGGAUGGUGGCGAAGGUCAUGUGGGAACUGUCAGAAAUUUUGAAUCUCCUGAAGAGGUUGUUGUGGUAUGGGAUAAUGGCACCGCUGCAAACUAUCGAUGUUCUGGUGCUUAUGACUUGCGUAUAUUGGAUAGUGCUCCGACUGGUGUUAAACAUGAAGGCACUAUGUGUGAUACAUGCAGACAACAACCAAUUUUUGGAAUCCGCUGGAAAUGUGCUGAGUGUAGCAAUUAUGAUCUAUGCUCAGUCUGCUAUCAUGGGGACAAACACAACUUAAGACACAGAUUCUAUCGCAUCAGUGCACCUGGUGCACAACGGUGUCUUGUGGAACCUCGACGUAAGAGCAAGAAGCAGGCAGUCAGAGGCAUAUUUCCUGGCGCUAGAGUUGUCAGAGGGGUUGACUGGCAAUGGGAAGAUCAAGAUGGCGGUAACGGUAGGAGAGGCAAGGUUAACGAGAUCCAAGACUGGUCUGCAGCUAGUCCACGUUCUGCUGCAUAUGUCGUGUGGGACAAUAGUGCCAAAAACCUCUACAGGGUAGGAUUUGAAGGAAUGGCUGAUUUGAAGGUUGUGAAUGAUGUAAAAGGACAAAAUGUUUACAAAGAACAUUUGCCACUUUUAGGAGAACUUGGUCCUGGGCGUGCUGGGCCUCAUGGUUUGCAAGUUGGCGACCAGGUCAAUGUGGAUCUGGACUUGGAAAUUGUUCAGUCAUUGCAACAUGGUCACGGCGGGUGGACUGAUGGAAUGUUUGAGUGCCUCGGAACCACAGGCACAGUGGUUGGAAUCGAUGAAGACCAUGAUAUAGUUGUAACAUAUCCUAGUGGCAACAGGUGGACAUUUAACCCAGCUGUACUAACAAAGGUGUGUAGCGGCAACCUCAGCGCGUCCACGUCGGGCGGCGGCGGCGCGGGCGCGGGGGUGGGCGCGGGUGCGGGCGCGGCGGGCGGCGGGUUCGCGGUGGGCGACCUCGUGCAGGUGUGCGCCGACCAGGAGCGCGUCAAGGCGCUGCAGCGCGGACACGGCGAGUGGGCCGAGGCCAUGGCUCCUACACUCGGCAAAAUCGGUCGUGUCCAACAAAUAUAUCACGAUAACGAUUUGAAAGUGGAAGUGUGCAAUACAUCAUGGACAUACAAUCCAAACGCAGUCACUAAAGUUGCGUCGUCGGAUGGCAGCAUUCCGGGAAACUCAUCCGGUGAACGACUAUCAGCGCUUUUAAAAAAGUUAUUUGAAUCCCACGUGACGGGGGACGCGAAUGAAGAAUUGGUAAAAGCUGCAGCUAAUGGCGAUGCAGCGCGGUGUGCCGAGAUACUGGCGCGCACCGACGGCGCGCAUGCCGACGUCAACGGGUUCUACGGCGGACAUACUGCUUUGCAGGCGGCGGCGCAGAACGGGCAUGUGGAGGUGAUCCGCGCGCUCGUGGAGGCGGGCGCCGAGGCGGACGCGGAGGACCGCGACGGCGACCGCGCCGCGCACCACGCCGCCUUCGGGGACGAGCCCGCCGCGCUGCGCGCGCUCGCGCACGCCGGCGCCGACCUCAGCGCGCGCAACCGCCGCCGCCAGACGCCGCUGCACAUCGCCGUCAACAAGGGGCACCUCGGCGUCGUGCGCACGCUGCUGCAGCUCGCCGUGCACCCCAGUCUGCAGGAUUCGGAAGGUGAUACGCCGUUGCACGAUGCUAUUUCCAAAAAACGUGACGAUAUGUUAACAUUGCUGCUGGAACACGGCGCUGAUAUGACUCUUACGAACAAUAAUGGGUUUAACGCCCUUCAUCACGCCGCGCUGCGAGGCAAUCCGAGUGCAAUGAAGAUAAUGCUGGGCAAGCUGCCGCGGCCGUGGAUAGUGGACGACGCGAAGGACGACGGGUACACGGCGCUGCAUCUGGCUGCGCUCAACAACCACGCCGAGGUGGCGGAGCUGCUGGUGCGCGGCGGCGCCCGCCCCGAUCUGCAGAACGCCAACAUGCAGACGGCGCUGCACCUGGCCGUCGAGCGGCAGCACACGCAGAUCGUUCGCCUGCUUGUCGCCCAUGGAGCUAAUCUCAAUAUAUGCGACAAGGAUGGCGACACGCCGCUGCACGAGGCCCUGCGGCACCACACGCUGCAGCAGCUACGGCGGCUGCAGGACGCGCGCGACGCGUCGCUGCUCACCGGGCUGGCGCAGGCGCACGACAAGAAGUCCUCCGCCUCCAUCGCGUGCUUCCUCGCCGCGCAUGGCGCUGAUUUGACCAUUAAGAAUAAAAAAGGUCAAACGCCGCUCGACCUAUGUCCAGAUCCGAAUCUGUGCAAGACGUUGACGUCAUGUCGGAAAGAAGGCGUCACCGCAAGCGGCGAAAGCGCCACUGAGGCUGAGGCAAUUGCCUCCGGCCCUUCUGCUUCGAACGUCGCCGCGCCGCCAGAGGCGUUGGCUACUGACGCACAACUGCAAGUCGACCCCACCGCUGACGAAUGCCUCGUUUGUUCCGAUGCCAAACGUGACACAUUGUUUCGACCCUGCGGUCAUAUCUGCUGCUGUAAUGUGUGCGCUGCCAGGGUGAAGAAGUGUUUGGUGUGCCGCGCGUGCGUGACGUCCCGGCAGCGCGUGGGCGAGUGCGUGGUGUGCUCGGAGGCGCCGGCCACGGUGGUGUUCCGGCCGUGCGGCGACGUGUGCGCAUGCGCCGCGUGCGCGCCGCUCAUGCGCAAGUGCGUGGAGUGCCGCACGCCGCUGCAGCCGCCGCCGCAGCAGCACGCCACGCAGCCGUCCCACCCGCCCCACCUCGCACUACCUCCACACAAAAUUGACCUGGAGAAGGAGAGCGGCAGCAACCUAGCGCAGGUGCAGGUCAACAAGGGGCAGCCCGUGCCCGCGCAGAGCGCGCCGCACUACAUGAACAACGGCUCGCGGUUCGCGGCCGCUCCCCCCGCGCCCGCCGCCGCCGCGCCCGCCCCCGCCGCCUCCGCGCCCGCGCCCGCCCCCGCCCCCGCCCCCGCCGCGCCCGCUCCCUCCGCCGCGCCGCCCGUCGCCGACGUGCAGAAACUACAGCAACAACUACAGGACAUCAAAGAACAGACCAUGUGCCCGAUAUGCCUGGACCGGCUGAAGAACAUGAUCUUCCUGUGCGGGCACGGCAUGUGCCAGAUGUGCGGCGACCGCAUCACCGUGUGUCCCAUCUGCCGCAAGCAGGUCGAGAAGCGCAUCCUCCUCUACUAGCCACUCACAUACAGAGGAUAAUAGAUGUAUCACGUGGCAUUCACUCAUCCUGAUUAUAUAACGUUUAUAUUUAAUAUUAUUAUUCAUAAUAUAUAUGAGAAAUAUUACCGCAGACGGUAAUCAAACUAUUCGACUGCAGUAUAUUAUCACUCAGUGCAUGUGUACGAAUGCGUGAGUGAAGUGCAGCGCAGUGCAGUUAAAUACAGAGUUUGUAACGUAGUGAAGAUGUUGUUUACUGCCGCGUACGGUAUAAGUGUAGACGUAACUAAGACCUCGCAACGGGAGCCUAAACUUCCGAGGAUAUAAACACACAUGAUUGAAAAAAUUACGAAUUGUAAGCAUUUCAACCAUAUUCGUUGACCUUUUAAAGGCUUAUAGCGAUUGUUGUAUAAUCAUAAUCUCGACCUGAGCGGUAGUGACCCCGAGGCCCGGUGACUUCCGUAGGUAGUUUGCUAGACUCGGCUGUUACACUUGUGUCCUUUGCGUACGCAAUAUAUACUUAUGUUAUUAGCAUUUUUACUCGGGUAUAAUCGAUGAUAUUGCACUCGCAGAUAGUUGUUAUGCAUGUUAAGUUAAUAAAUAAUGUUAAGACGUUUUUUAUAUUAAUUAUAAUGUUACAUUGACAUUAUGUUUUCAAUAAAGCACUGUAAAACAUAAUAUGUCUAGUUCUAAAUAUUCUAUUUGAAUUACUUAAGGGCUAAAAACUGUUCAAUGAAAUUAUAUUUCUUCGACUUAUUAAUAAUAGUACGAAUAAAUAAGCCAAAUUUUAUGUAGUUUUCAUAAAAAUAUAUCUGUCGCAACAUCGUUUUAUGCUAAUAGCACGAAUGUUCAUUGCUCAUCGUGAAGUAAACGUAUGGUUAAUUAUUAUACCCACAGCAACAAUAUUUACACCUAAAUAUUCUAUUGGCUACGCUGAAACUGCCACUAUUUAUUUGUAAAUGAGAUUCCAUAAUCAGGAGGCAAUUUCUUUCCAGUCGUGCAUUUAUUUAUUACCUUCUACAGUGUGAAACAUUUUUACAGAUAGUACUGUUUACUCAUAUGAUUUAUUUGUAGCCAUUAUUAAUUUUAUUACUAUAAAUUAUGAUAUAAUUAUGAAAUGAAGCUAAGUAUGCGAUCAGUUGUAAGAUAUAUAUUAUUAUUCAAAGAACAAGAUAGCCUACAGAUCACCAGUGAAACAUUUUAUUCAUGCAAAAUGCACGGUAUUAAUAAAGUGAAAUGGCUCAUAACCUGAUCUAUAUUCAAAAUUUGAAAUUUGUACCGUGCAAAUAUGCAAUACUGCUUACUUAGAUAUUUGGCUAAAAAGUUUCAUUGGCAGUAUCGUUAAAUCCAGUUUUAAAAACAAUCUGUUCUUGCUCUAGCAGGCGCGAAAUAGUGUCAUUUAAAAAAAUAUUUUGAGUGAUUAUUUUAAGAAUUCUCGAAAAUUUAGGUGUUCAAAAUGUAAUCACGUAUUAUAGCAGCAAAUAAAGAAUUUACAUCGAAA
Molecule: messenger RNA, 4915 nt
Organism: Manduca sexta (tobacco hornworm)
Lineage: Eukaryota; Metazoa; Arthropoda; Insecta; Lepidoptera; Sphingidae
Gene: mib1
Product: E3 ubiquitin-protein ligase mib1-like
Exons: 18
Coding region: 145-3435 (1096 amino acids)
Biological process (GO): protein ubiquitination
Cellular component (GO): cytoplasm
Molecular function (GO): ubiquitin-protein transferase activity; zinc ion binding; protein binding
Source: RefSeq, a predicted model, not a curated record